AUUAAAUCCUUAUCCGAUCAGAUCGUCGGCCGUACUAUCUUCUUCUUCUUCUUUUCUCUCUCUUUACAAAGCCAAUUUACCGACGCCAUGGCUAAGAUCUCCUUCAAGUUAGAACACCCUCUUGAAAGGAGGCAGGCUGAAGCUGGACGCAUUAGAGAGAAAUACCCAGAUAGAAUUCCAGUUAUUGUGGAGAAAGCUGACAGAAGUGACAUUCCAGAUAUUGACAAGAAGAAAUAUUUGGUCCCUGCUGAUCUGACUGUUGGCCAAUUUGUCUAUGUUGUCCGCAAAAGGAUAAAGCUUAGCGCUGAAAAAGCUAUUUUUAUCUUUGUGAAGAACAUAUUGCCUCCAACUGCUGCCAUGAUGUCAACUGUAUAUGAGGAGAACAAGGAUGAAGAUGGUUUCCUUUACAUGACUUACAGUGGGGAGAACACAUUUGGAUCGUGCUGAUCGAAGCGAAACAAAAAAUAUGUAAAUAAAAUUUGGAAUAUAUGAUAUCCUUGUGCAGAAGAAACUUUUUUAUUUAGUUGGCAACAACUUUUUUAUUUAACACUUAUUGCUGUUCUAUUUGCUCCUUCCUAAACCCUAAGGUAUUUAGGUUUGUGUGGCAUUUUCAUUUGUCAUUAGUAUCUGCAACAGAACCCGAGUUCUAUAUUUGAUAACAAAGUCUCUACUGUUUUAUUAA
Molecule: messenger RNA, 682 nt
Organism: Impatiens glandulifera
Lineage: Eukaryota; Viridiplantae; Streptophyta; Magnoliopsida; Ericales; Balsaminaceae
Product: autophagy-related protein 8C-like
Exons: 5
Coding region: 88-447 (119 amino acids)
Biological process (GO): cellular response to nitrogen starvation
Source: RefSeq, a predicted model, not a curated record